CACAUUUACUCAAAUAUGCUAUCUGAUUUACUAUCAGUACCAGGCCCUCCAUCAAACGUAAAAAUAUUUCCAUUCGGAGAAUACCUACUGGUCACGUGGACACCGCCCAAGGAGCCCAACGGGAUCAUUACGAACUACCAAGUGGGGUCCGCUGAGUACAGUGCGUUAUCGCCCGAGAGUGUGGUAGUUACCAUGGAGACAGUACAACCCAAUGUAUAUAAGAAAUUGUUGGGUAAUGAGAGAUUUGAAACAAGCUAUGUUGUGGAAUUGCGAGCGAGAACGUCGAAGGGCUGGGGUGCCAGCUUAAGAACAACUACAACAACUAUGAAAAAGUCAGCUCCUGCUAAGCCAGAAAAACCCACUGUAGUCGUAACAGGAGAACCGGCCGCGUUUAAUGUGACGUACAACUUUGGUGUCGGAGGUGGAUGGACACACGAGUUCAAAGUUUUAUACAAAAAGAAAGGAGAAGGAGAACAAUUUCAGGAAACUGCAUGGGUGGAUCAUUUCCGCAUGCAGUCUACUGUAAUCAAAGAUCUGGACUUUGCCGCGCUGUAUGAAAUCAAGACUAUUGGUAAAAACACUGUCGGAACAAGUCCAGAAAGUAACAUCACUGAAGCUUUUGUAGCGGGCGACCCUGUUGUCGGUAAAGCUGUUGGCUCGCCGAUGUAUGAGUCUGAUUGGUUCAUCACACUCAUCAUUGUCUCAGGCUGCGUUUUUCUUCUUUUGGUGAUUGUUGUUCUGGUUAAACGUCACAGACGAAGGCGUAGCUUGAAUUUUAGAGUUGCCGAACACGAGAAGGAAAUUGAAAAUGAAAAAGAAAAAGAAAAAGAGAUCCCUGCCCGUGUCGACUUCAAACCGCGCGAGGACUGGAGAGGAAGACUGGAGGAGGCCGACCGCGAGAGUCACGACAGCCUGGAUGAGUAUGGUAGAACGGACGCACAUUUCACAGAAGACGGUUCCUUUGUAGGUGAAAUUAGCAUUGAUAAGCAGGAACCUUCACAAGAAGAGGUUAAACAUCCAGUUGUGUAGCAGAGGUCCAUAGGAAAGUGUUCCCUUGAUCUCAGUUCUGUGAAGGCUGACGACAGUGUGGCGUUCAAAAAAAAUACAUUUUUCGUUCUUUGAUAAUUGCUAGCUUUUCGCUACGAACUUUUUGCUCAGAAUUUUAUUUCAUUGUAUCUUUUUUGCGCUGUCUUUAUUUGCCUAUCCUCUCUCGCAAUACUUCUCUAAAACGACUCAAUCAACAGCCAAGGUAGCUUGUCACGCAAAACCUUAGAGAUGCGUUGCGUGACGAUAGAAAUUAGCUUAGAAGUGCUGUCUGCAGCUGAGUAAUUUAAUGAGGACUCUUUCUAUAUUGUUGUAGUCGUACAAGUUGAGGCAAAAUAUGAAGACUACACGUAUCCCAUAAAAGCGUUGUAAAACUGUUUUUCAAUCUCGUUGUUUUAAGAUUAAAAUGCAAAUCGUUUUAAGAAUUUUCUCAGCCAGGGAAACAAGUGCGUUUACGAAAACCUUUAUCGAUGUGCUCGAAGGGGUUCCCAUUCUUAUCAACCAAUCAGAAAUAGGACGAGCACACUCGAGGGAUAUCCGAACGUUGACACGUCAGUUUGCCGCCAUUGAGUAUACGUUUUGUUGCUAGGCAACUACGCCGAAAACUGCGGGCUCAGUUAAUUCUCGGAGACGGUUCUGACUUGUAAAGGAACUUGUUUCCUAGACUGUAUUUAGUCUGUAGUGCAUUACUUAGGAGCGAGAUAAUCUUUCCUGUUUGAUCACCAUGCAAAUAUACACUAACAUUAGCGUCCUGUUCACACUAAAUCUUAAACAUAUUUAAAAUGUUUUAUGUUGAAAUAUCUUGCAAUGAAGAUCGCCGCACUGCUGCUACGUAACAAAGUUUUGGAUUAAUUUUGAGCAACUUUUCGACAUUUUUUUGACAACUUUCUGAUGGCCUUAGUUUCAAAUGGCCAAUCAAAAUGCAGAAACUCCGAGACGACAUAUCAAACGGAGAGUGUCGCCUCACAUUUCAAUAAGAGAGGAUAAAGGGUAGGAUAAUACAGGACUAAUGUCCAAGGUAGCCCUCUCCAGGUAUUUAAUUAGAUCAUUCCCGGUUUCAGAAAUUCGAAGAAGGCCUGGAAGUAGCCAAACCAGAGACACGGAUUUUGCUUACGUGGACAGCCCGUGACUUUUCACGCAUUUUCAUCCCCCAAGAAAACAUCUACGCAUGCAACGCACGUGGUAACAACCGCAGGAGAACUGGAUACCAGAUCUAAAAAUAACUUGAGAACAAGGCCUAUGUGGAUGGUUACCUCUGUUACCCUUCAUUCUCUCUUGAUUUCGACUAUCUGUUCUUAAAUGCGUACCUCUGUAGUAGAUUUAGGUUAUCUUUGCUUUGAAGUUGUAAAUUUGUCGCCUUUCAAUUGCAAUGCUUUACCAAGAUAGUCGCUUAGCGCAAAGAAAUGUUACUUGUAUACUGUCUGUUAGACAAUGUAUUAGGCUUUUGCUCAGGGUUGGACUGAAGCUCUUUACCCCCGGAGGGUCUCCCAUAUAAAAGGGCGAGAGUGCUAGUCGUACCUUCGAGCCGAAAACAAUAUGACAGGAGACAAUGUUCUUUUAGAAUUGGUACCUCUUAGAGGUGAAAAAAAAAAAAAA
Orbicella faveolata is the source of this 2640-nucleotide messenger RNA. RefSeq names its product hemicentin-1-like. Gene Ontology annotation, cellular component: cell-cell junction; plasma membrane. Gene Ontology annotation, biological process: cell-cell adhesion. NCBI's taxonomy places the organism in Eukaryota, Metazoa, Cnidaria, Anthozoa, Scleractinia, Merulinidae. Gene Ontology annotation, molecular function: cell adhesion molecule binding. The record is from RefSeq and is a predicted model, not a curated record.